Messenger RNA from Paramuricea clavata, 151 nucleotides. NCBI's taxonomy places the organism in Eukaryota, Metazoa, Cnidaria, Anthozoa, Malacalcyonacea, Plexauridae. The record is from the annotation of a GenBank genome assembly.
UCAUAUUGAGAUAGAGGAGACUGGUGGAGAGGCAAGUACAUCAACAGAUGCAAUGUAUGCAUCUUGGUUACUUGAUGACACCACUGAAUAUACAUGUGUUAGCAGUGGAUCAGAGACAGAAGAGAAAAUUAUUGAAGAGCCAGCUGCUGCA